Messenger RNA from Fonticula alba, 1248 nucleotides. RefSeq lists its product as hypothetical. The transcript has 2 exons. Lineage: Eukaryota; Rotosphaerida; Fonticulaceae. The record is from RefSeq and is a predicted model, not a curated record. Bases 60 to 818 code for a protein of 252 amino acids. Gene Ontology annotation, cellular component: mitochondrial large ribosomal subunit; mitochondrial ribosome. Gene Ontology annotation, molecular function: structural constituent of ribosome. Gene Ontology annotation, biological process: mitochondrial translation.
CUCCCCCUUUCCCCCUCCUGCUUUUCGCCCCCUUCCCCCCCCCCUUCCCGCACAUCGCGAUGCUGAGCCGCACUGUCGGGCUCUCGCGCCCCGCCCUGCUGGCGGGUUUCCGGCUGGGUCAGCCCAUGGGCCCGGUGCUGCCUGCCGGCCUGGCUGCCACCACCACGUCCAACGAGGGCGCCCCCCCGUCCAAUGGGCGCGCCUACUCGCGCUACGUCAACCCCCGCGACCGGCACAUGCGCCAGAUGGCCAACCAUGUGAACCGCCGUGUCAGCGCCAAGGAGGCCAACCGCGAGGAGGUCGAGCAGGAGUCCGUGGCCGACCGGAACCAGCGCACCCGCGACGAGCUGGUCGCCACCAUGACCAGUCUCCAGACCCAUCCGUUCUCGCAGUUUUUCCUUCCCCCCACCCAGUACGCCUCGGCGACCCCGGAGAAGAUGUCAGUUGGCCGCAGCUGGACCGCGUCCGAGCUUCGCACCCACUCCUAUGAGGACCUGCACAAGCUGUGGUUUGUUCUGCUGAAGGAGCGCAACAUGCUGCUCACCCAGCGGUACGCCUGCAACAUCGAGAAGCGCCCCUUCUAUGCGCGGGAGCAUCUGCGCAAGGUGCGCAAGUCCAUGGCUCGCCUGAAGCAUGUGCUCGGCGAGCGCUCGGCCGCCUUCAAGGAGGCCCGUGCCAUCCUCUUCGGCGAGGGCGCCGAGGGUGUCCUGCCGGAGGAGUCCCAGCUCCGCAUCCAUGAGGCCAUUUCCAAGGGCCAUCUCGAUGAGGUCAGCAGCCAGCAUGUCCCUGCUCGCCUCAGCAACGCCCUUAAGCUCUAAGUGCGGAGGAGAUCCGUCCGGUGGAUGGGGCCGGGCCGGGCCGGGCCGAGCGAGUGCGCGCAGAGGCGGCCGCGCGUGCUGUUGGCCGCGCGUGGGUUUGCACGUCCGGAGCAUGAUCGACCUCUCGCUCCCUCUCUUCCCCUGUCUCUGAGUCCCUCCCCCCUCCCCCGCGCCCUCCCCGUCCGGCAAUCUUGAGCGUGGUGUGUCUUGUCGUGCCGGACCAUUGUCUGGCCUUUUCCUCCGCGCGAUUGUUUUUUUUCCUAGAAUCCGCGCGUUGUGCCCAGCCAAGAGACUUUUGUAUGUGCGCGCACGCGCACCCGCGCGCACCCGCGCCGCUCCCUCUCUUUGGUGACUACAACUCGCAGAGCGCGUUCUCCACGCGCCUCCCCCCUCCCCCCACUUCCCUCCUUAAAUGCAAAAAAAAUCCCCA